Molecule: messenger RNA, 4136 nt
Organism: Gymnodraco acuticeps
Lineage: Eukaryota; Metazoa; Chordata; Actinopteri; Perciformes; Bathydraconidae
Gene: ncapd2
Product: non-SMC condensin I complex, subunit D2
Biological process (GO): mitotic cell cycle; meiotic chromosome condensation; mitotic chromosome condensation
Cellular component (GO): nucleus; condensed chromosome, centromeric region
Molecular function (GO): histone binding
Source: RefSeq, a predicted model, not a curated record
AUGUCGUGGGACUUUUUUGUGCCCGUGUGUGUGGGUGACCUGGUGAGGUCUGGAGGCAUCAACCAGUACGUCGUUCAGGAUGUGGUGUCCCCUAAACAUCUUCCAUCCCAUCUUCAUAAAUUUAAGGCAGCCCUGAGAAGCCAAGGACCUUUGUGUAUAUUGGAACACUUUGACACCGGAUACAGCUUACUGCAGCACUGCAACUCAGUGGAGCUGGGUGUAAAAGAAGACGCUCUGGACAUACUAUUACAAGUGGUUAGUGGCCUUGCAACUUCCUUGCCAGCACUUCUCCUCUCCACCUCCGUCACAGCUGCAGAGCGCAAAGAGAAACUCAACGCUGUUAAAAUGAGCGUCUACCUGCUCUGCAAACUCUCCGAGAACUUUGAAAGCGAGGCCUAUCGACAGUGCAUUAUCACGGCACCUGGAAAGGGCGGUAAAAAGGGCAAAGGUGGGGUUGAAGGGCUGCAGCAGUGGGAGUCUGAGAGGGAGAAAGUGCUGCAGGCUCUCGUGCAGCUCCUCCAGCUCGAUAUCCGCUCCCUCUGGAACCUCUCCCUGGUGGACGAAGAGUUCAUCAGCUGUGUGACGUGCUGCUGCUACAAACUCCUUGAGAACCCAACCAUCAGCCACGUCAAGAGCAAACCCACCAGAGAUUGUAUAAUCCACCUGCUGGGGGUGCUAAUCAAGAAGUACAACCACAUCCUGGGUGCCAGUGUGAAGGUGAUCCAGUUGCUGCAACACUUUGAGCAGUUGUCCAGCGUGUUUGCUCAGGCAGUGUUUGUGUGGAGCACGGAAUAUGGAGUCAGGGGGAUCAUAGGAGAAAUUAUUAGGGAGAUUGGUCAGAGGUCCAGUGAGGAGCUUGCCAGAGAUUCCGCCGGGGUCAAAGCUUUUGCUUCCUUCAUUACUGAACUCGGCACCCUUAUUCCUGAGUUAAUGAUGCCCAACAUCAGUGUGCUCAUCACACACCUGGAGGGAGAGAGCCACACAAUGCGUGUUGCCGUGUGUGAGGUUCUGGGGGAGAUCCUGGUUCGGGUCCUGUGUGGCGACGGGCUCGACGACGCUGGUAAAGCUGACCGCGACCGCUUCUUCGACACAAUGCAGGAACAUCUUCAUGACACACAUUCCCACGUCAGGGCGCGAGUGUUGCAGGUCUACACGCGCAUCGUCAACAGCAAAGCGCUGCCCCUGUUCAAGUACAGUGAGGUGAUGGAGCUCGCUGUGGGGCGUUUGAUGGACAAAUCCAUACAUGUGGUGAAGAGCGCCAUCCAGCUGUUGGCCGCCUUCAUCGCACACAACCCCUACAGCUGCAAGCUGAGCAGUGCCGAUCUGAAGAAACCGCUUGAGAAGGAGGCAACUAAACUCAGAGAGCUGAGAGAGAAGCUGGAGGGGAAAGCACCAGUGGCAGUGAUUAAAGCUUCUGAGCUGUGGGCCGCCAUGGAGCCCGAGCUGCUCGUCACUGUCGGGACUGAGCUGGAGCCCACGAGUGAGGAGGAGGAGGAGGAGGAUGAGGAUGAGGAUGAUGAGAAGGAUGUAGAUGAUGAGAAGGAGGCAGAGGAUGAGAAGGAGGCAGAGGAUGACAGAGCAACUGCAGUCCAAGUUGCUCAGUACCUCCGUGUCAACAAAUACAGAAAUGCUGUGCGUCUCUGUAUAAAAGCCCACAGCUGCUUCCCUGAAUCUGAGAUGUUCGCCUCUCUGUCCACUCUCACCACUGAGACACUAAUGGACACGCUGGCUCUAAUAUUCAAAGGCUCUGAUGAGGACGCCUCUGAGCUCAGCCAGAAUUUACCACCAACCCCUCAGAAGGAGGAGGGGGAGGAGGGGGAGCUGAAGAAGCAGCAGAUGUUGGUGCAGUACCUGAAAGACACGGAAACCUUCGCCCUACUGGUGGAGAGAGCGAUAGCCGUCAUCAACACCAUGCUCUACUUGAAAACCACUUAUGUGGUCCUGGAGGCGGUGCAGUUUUGUGUGACGGUGUGCGAGUUCAGCGUGGCCAACUCGGUGAGUGGCGUGAGGAAGAUGUUGCCUCUGGUCUGGUCCACGGACGCCGCCAUUAAAGAUGCUGUCGUUCAGGCCUACAAGCGCCUGUAUCUGAACCCUCAGGGAGAAAACAUCAGGGUGAAAGCCCACACUCUGAUCGACAGCCUCUCUGAGCUGAUGGUCGAUGCUUCUCUGGGAACAAUCCAGUGUCUGGAGGAAAUAGUGCAGGAGUUCUUUGGCAGUGGCAGCCUUCUCCAGUCCACGGUGGUGCAGGUGUUGUGGGAAAGGUUCACUGGCAAACGAGAGACUUCUGGAUUACACAGACGAGCUGCUGUGUUGCUGCUGGGGAUGGCUGCACGGGCAGAGAGGGAGGUCGUCCUCAGUAACCUGGACACUCUCUGUUCGGUGGCUCUGGGAGAGAAAGUGACUGAAGACUUUCUUCUGGCCAGAGACUCAGUUCUCACCAUCAGCAGCAUCACUGACCACAUCAGGCAAUCAAAAAGUGCUCCAUUCAGACUGCCUCAGGACCACCAGCUCUUCACCUGCCUCACACAGGCCAUCGCUGAAGGUGUGGUGAUGGAGGACCCUCAUUGGCAGAGCUUCAUGGAGCAGGCGGUGCGUCUCCUCUACUUCCUGGCUGAGUCUCCGGACCAGCUGUGCUCCCGGCUGCUGCAGCGCUGCGCUCGCCUCUUACUGGAUCAGAUUGCAGAGGGUGGCGAACUCCACAAGGAAGCUAGCCAGAAUCAGGACGUAACGCAAGAGUCCAAUGAGCAAGUGAACUGUGUGUGUCUGGCGCAGCUGCUGGCUCUGUGUGGCUGCGUGGCGUUCUGGCAGGUGUCUCACCUGGAGCGUAGCGUGAGCACCGAGCUGAGGAGGAGGAGGCGAGAGACGGAGGAGAGGGCGGAAAAAGAGAAGGGCCCCUCCAGCAAAGCCAAGCAACAAGCAGCCAAUGACAGCGCCAUGGAGGAGGAGCUGGGGCUGGGAGCCUCUGCUGAAGACACCGAGGCUGAACUCAUCAGGAAGAUCUGCGAGACUGAAUUACUGGCAGAGGAGAACCUGCUGUGUGAGUUUCUUCCCCUGCUGGUGAGGGUCUGCAGCUCCCCGGGACGAUUCUCACACCCGCAGCUCACCACCGCUUCCUGCCUGGCUCUCUCUCAGUACAUGAUGAUCAGCCCCUCGGUGUGUGAGGAGAACAUCCGUCUGAUGUUCACGGUGCUGGAGCGCUCCACCCUCCCGGUAGUCAGAGCCAACGCCAUCAUCGCCCUGGGAGACCUCAUCGUCCGCUUCCCCAACAUACUGGAGCCCUGGACACAGAACCUCUACGGCAGGCUCAGUGACGAGGUUCCCUCCGUGCGGCAGACAGCGGUGACAGUCCUCACCCAGCUGGUGCUCAAGGAUGUGCUCAAGGUCAAAGGUCAAGUCAGCGAGGUGGCCGUGCUGCUAAUUGACCCCGAAACUCACAUCUGCAGCCUCGCCCUCAACUUCUUCAAUGAGCUGGCAUCCAAGGACAACGCCAUCUACAACCUGCUGCCAGACAUCAUCAGCCGCCUGUCUGACCCCGAGAGAGGCAUGAGCUCCGAGAACUUCAACACCAUCAUGAAACAGCUCUUCUCCUACAUCACCAAGGAGAGGCAGACCGAGUCUCUGGUAGAGAAACUGUGUCAGCGCUUCAGGACGGCCAAGACGGAGCGGCAGUGGUGCGACCUGGCCGUGUCUCUGUCUCUGCUCUCCAUGUGUGAGCGUGGCUUCAAGAGGCUGCAGGAGUGCUGGGAGUGUUACAGCGACAAGCUGACUGAGCCCGGCGUCUACCAGCCGCUGCUCUCCAUCACCGCCAAGCUGCGGCGCGGGGCCAAAGCCCUGUUCAAGGCCCAGGUGGACGAGUUUGAGAAGCGUCUGACUGCAGUUCACACGCGGGGACUGGAGAACGUGGAGAGUCCCGAGAUGGACGAGGAGAACCAGAAGGAAGGAGGACCCUCUGAGAAGACGGUCAUUCGAACUCCUGCAGCCGCCAGGGGCCGGCAGAGGGCAAAGAGAGGUCAAGCGAAGCCCUCGGUUUCCAGCCGAUGCGACGACAGCUUUGUGACGCCUAAGAAAUCUCGCAAGUCCAAGAAACCGGCGAUCACCUUCAGCAGUGAUGAAGAAGAAGAGGAGGAGGAGGAGGA